GAAUUCGUGUGGAUCCUCUGGAGAGCAGAAAGUUGUUGGCUGCGAACAGUUGCAUGUUUUUACACCCCAACAACAACUUCAGCAUUUGUUAUUUUAUGGUUGACAACCCUCAGGAAGGGAGGUUGUCGCGAAAACGCAAGAAACUGAAGGAGACUGGUGAAGUAUCGUGUGGCGAACAGUCGCAUUGCUCGAUUGCUGCAGCUUACGUAUGCCAUUUGGAGGUUACACACUGUACGAGCAAACAUCCAAACGCAUAUCUACCAAUAUUUUCUCCUAACAAUUUUAGUAUAGAAAGUGGAAGAAAUUGGGCAGCAAUGGCGAUCAAUAUCAACCGCAACGUCCUGGAUCCCUUCUACCGUUACAAAAUGCCCCGUCUGCAGGCCAAGGUCGAAGGCAAAGGCAACGGUAUCAAAACAGUCAUUGCAAAUAUGACCGAGAUUGCCAAAGCUCUUGAUCGCCCUCCAACUUAUCCGACCAAAUAUUUUGGGUGCGAACUGGGCGCACAGACUAACUUCGACAUGAAGAACGAACGUUUCAUCGUGAACGGUGAACACGACGCGGCGAAACUGCAAGAAAUCCUUGACGGUUUCAUCAAGAAAUUCGUCCUUUGUGCAGCAUGCGAGAAUCCGGAAACCACACUGAUUGUGAAGAAGGGCCAGAUACAAAGCAGAUGCAAGGCAUGUGGCAAUAUCUCUGUCAUCGACCCGAAGCACAAACUGUCGACAUUUAUCAUGAAAAAUCCGCCGAAGGUCGAUGAGAAGGAGAAGAAGGAGAACGGGAACGGUGGUUCGAGUGACAAUUCCAUCAUUGACGGGGAAAUUUUAAGUGACAAAGACUUAAACGGAAGUCUAUCGGAUGAAGUGGAUGAUGACUGGGCGGAACCACUUGAAGACCCGACAGCCAAAGUCUCCGCACAGAUCGGCAAGCUGAUCAUCAACAAGGAUUUGGAUAAGCCAAUCGAGGAGCGACUCGACAUGCUUCAUCAGUACUUCCUGAAAGCGAAAGCUAAUGGCACGCUUCAGGACAGCAAGAGUUUGUUGGAUGAGGCUGAACGACUGGAGCUGAAGUCGAAGGCGACGCUUUUGCUGGCUGAUGUACUUUUUGACAAGAAUGUGGUCUCGCAAAUCAAGGAGCAUCGCAACACUCUUUUCCGCUUCACUGAACGUGACCACAAGGCUCAACGCCAUCUUCUGGGCGGCAUCGAACAGCUUAUUGCGAAAUAUGAGGAGACUUUGCUGCCAAGAACGUGCCGUAUCUUGAAAGACCUUUAUGACUACGACAUCCUGGAGGAGGAAGUCAUACUUGCUUGGGGUGAAAAGCCGAGCAAGAAAUAUGUCAAAAAGAAGUUGUGCGAAAAAAUAAUUGGUGUGGCGCAGCCGAUUUUCGAUUGGCUGAAGAACGCAGAAGUAGAUGACAGCGACGAUGAAGAUGGCACCGUUGAGUUUGACGAUCGCGCCCGUCGUGUUGGAACCGUGGAGAUGGAUCAGGCAAAGAAGACGAACGGACUUGCGAAAGGAGAGAAGGUCAAAGCUGCGGAUAACGGCGAAGAAGUUGAUAUUGAUAAAAUCUGAAG
Messenger RNA from Gongylonema pulchrum, 1573 nucleotides. NCBI's taxonomy places the organism in Eukaryota, Metazoa, Nematoda, Chromadorea, Rhabditida, Gongylonematidae. The record is from the annotation of a GenBank genome assembly.